AUGGCAUUUGUAAGGUCUCGGAAAGGGUACUGGGAUGGUAUCUACGAACCCUCGGAGGAAGUACUCAGCGCACUCGGCAGGGUAACUGCUGUUCAGAAAAAAGGUCAUCACCACCAUGGGUCUAUAAUGGAUAUAUCGACUGAGGAGUUAGUUGAUAUCACAGAUGAGUCAGUCCUGAGUGUGAAGGAGGGAGAAGGGCAGACGAAGAAGAGGCUACUACGAAGGAUGCCCAACCCACCCUACGAUGAUGUCAUCAUGAGUGUAGCAGUAGAGGGAUAUUCAAUAACAACAGGGGAGGAUCCGGCUCCGGAGGUCGGGGAGGAGCCUAUCUCGACUCUGGCCGGUCUGAGCGCGCAGAGCCCCUUCAUCACGCUGAAGUCGAAGCUAGCAGAUGAGAAGCAGAUGAUUUUGAUGAGCGAAGGGAAAGACGAGUUGGAGAAGAAGACGAACCUCUUAGUUCAAGAUUUGUCCCUCAAGGUUGAAGCGGAGGCGCCAGUUCCUCAAGGAGGAAAGGAUAAGAAGGCGGCAGCAACAGAGGGAGAAGUAAAGGAGGGGAAGAGUGAUGUGGAAAUGGAAGUACUGUUCCCGAGGUUUACGGUGUUUUUGACGGGAUCUACGAAGGGAAGGGAGAGAGAGGAUUCUGAGGGAGAGAAUUACAUCCAGGAGGUGGUGGUUGGGGCGAAGCUGUCGGGUAAGUUGAUACGUGGUAAACCGUACGUGAGUGAGGAGGAGAAGGAGAGAUUAGCGGAGGAGAAGAUUGCUAUGGAAAAGGAGAUGAAGAAGGCUAAGAAGGGUAAGAAGAAAGGAGGAGCAGUGGUUGUGGAGGAGCCUCCUAUGAUCAAGGAGUACUCUUGGGAGGUGAGUAAUUUGGGAGGAGUAGCGAUUGAUGAGGUUAUGGAGGAAGCACCUAUGGGGGAGGAAGGGACACCACCGGCAAUAACGAUGACGGACCUUUGGGGGUAUAUUGAGGAAUGGGUUGAGUCGACGGGGUCGGAUCCAGAGAGCUGGGAGAUCAUCAUGGUCAGGACUAAGCCGGUGGAGAAGCAGCAGCAGGUGACUGAGGUCAUUGCUAUUGAGAUGGGUUGGCUUAUGGUAUUGGACAUGGCAGAGAGGGAUGAGGAGGAUGUGAUGGAGGCAUUAGCUGUGUUAUGCGAUGGAGUUGCUGUAAGGAGGCUCCGCCCGAUAAGCUCCGGAGUUCGCUUCAAUCGAACAUACAUCAACUUUAGGAUGUCCCCGGACACAACAGGAGUGGGAUCGCUGAGCAGUGAGGAUCUGCUGACUCAAAUGGAGGGAGAGUUGGGUGGAGAUCCCUCGCAGGAAGGGAGGGUGAUAGAGUUCCUACGUAAAUUGAAAUUGACGGAUGAAAUCGACGAGGAUGACACGGACACUCGUCCCUCCGACGUUGAAGACGAUGGCGAGGGGUCUGCCAGCAAGUCGACGUUUAAAUUCUCCAUCCAGCGGACCUUCGAGAAAUCGGUGGAUGAUGGUGAGAAGGUCAAUGAGUACGCCAAGGGACGACCGGUGGGUGCUAUGGCCAGGGAGGAUAGGAGAGGGGAGGCAGAAGAGUAUACGGUACUCGCUUAUCUCGGCAAUCUUGGUGUAAGUGGGGGAGGACUGAUGACUUGUCGGUUUGGUCAUGGGGUAUCUGUGAGAAGCAUGGAUGAGCUGAAGAGGGACGUGAAGGAGCUACGAGGUCUAGGUGAAGAUGACAACCCUCUUUGUGCUAA
Perkinsus marinus ATCC 50983 is the source of this 1727-nucleotide messenger RNA. RefSeq lists its product as hypothetical. NCBI's taxonomy places the organism in Eukaryota, Perkinsozoa, Perkinsida, Perkinsidae. The transcript is spliced from 16 exons. The annotation marks the transcript as partial. The record is from RefSeq and is a predicted model, not a curated record.